AUGCCUGAAAUUGACCAAAAAAGUGAUAACAAUGUGACCAUCAAUGGUAGUGAUAGUAAUGGAUCCGAAAAAACUUCUUCAACUUCAACAUCAGUGUUGUUAUCAUCGAAAAAGGAUAAGACAGACGACGACACCAAACGUAUUGUCGAUGAAGGCUUUGUCAGUGACGGUAGCGAAAAACGGAAAGUUGUGGUGCCGUCGAAAAAACCGUCGGUCGCCGGACAGCAUAUCUACGAUAAUAUCGGUAAUACUGUUGCAAAAAAGCUAACACAACCACCGGGUGGUAGUGACACACCUAUCCAAGUGCUACAACAGGUCGACCUUAAAGAUAUUACCAACAAUAACAACCAUACUGUCAAUGGUGUUGUUAGUGGUGGUAAUGGUAACGGUAACAAUGGUGAUAAGCGACUGGCACCGGUACCCAAAGAAAUUUACGGUGAUUUUCCAGUAUCGCCCGUCCGGUUUACUGGUCCGGUAACGCCUGUACAGCGGCUGCAGACAGUGCCUCUGGAGGAGACACAACAGGAGAUACUGAACCAUCACCAGCAGCAGCACCACAAUCAUCAGCGAUCAUCGAAACAGGAAGUACUGGCCCGACAUCCGCUGCCAAAGGAUGCCAACAACAACAACAAACUACUGGAACAGAUACACGUCUCGAUACCGGUUCAACAGUUAGACAUUAUGGCACCGGUACCUGUAUCGCCGGCAUUGCCGGCACCGUUAAAACCGUUGCCACCGAUUGUAGCCACACAUCCGUCAGCUUCAUCGUUAGCGACCAAACCGGUCGGUCUGAAUAACCGAAUAUCGCCGUCACGUUUGCCAAAAGACUCGGUAGCUAAUGGUGGCGGCGGUGGCGGCGGCGGUGCUGCUCAUACACCAAAAACAACAACAAAACCAACUCCUAGUCCCGGCCGGACUACUACUACUACUACUAACGGUAUCGCCAGCCGAUCGGACAGAGUUCCAGUGCCGGCACAAAAACUUGAACCCAUGGGGCCGUCGCCCAGACAAUCGCGUAAGGAUAUGCCGACCAGAAAAGAGUCGAAAAAGUCGACCACAACAACACCAACCGCCGGCGGCGGCGGCGCUUCAAACGAUUCAUCAAUAAUGAAAAGUACGUCCAGAGGUAGCAAAGACAACAAGACUACACCAUCGACAACAACGACGACUCGUAGGUCGACAUCAAAAGAUAGAAGUCUAUCGAAAGACCGAUCGCCCGGCGGCGGUGGUGGUGGUGGUGGUGGACAACGAGCCGGUGCCGGUAGACAACGAAAACAGUCAUCGGCGGCAUUGCUUGACUUUGCCUAUAUGGACGAACCGAUUGCCACGCAUCGGUCAUCCGUCGGUGAACCACGUAAUAAGGCACCGGCCGAUUUCAAUCAUAAACUGAUGGCCCUGUGCCGCAAAGGUGAUUGGGUCGGUGUCGAUACUGUCCUGAAGUAUGCCGUCAAACAUAACAUCGAAGCCGAUGUCCUGUGUGUGUCGGAAAACUCCGGUUGGUCGCCGAUGAUGUUUGCCGUCAAAGACAAUCGCAUACAGAUUGUCGACCAACUAAUCGAGUUGGGCUAUCCGGUCAAUGUUAAAGCAAAGGACGGCAUAACAGCUGUACAUUUGGCCUGUGCUCACGCUAGAGAGGAUACCAUUAGAUUAUUAUUGGUUAACCGAGCUGAUCCAAUGAUACCGGGAGGGGAUAAAAAACAAUUGCCUAUACAUGUGUUGGCCCAGAAACCUACCGGUGCUGUUGUAGUACCCCUACAGCUGAUACUCAAGUCGUGUCCUAAAGAAGUUCGCGUUACACCUGAUUCUGACGGAAAUAUACCGUUAUUUUUGGCACUCGAGUGCGGCAAUCAUGGCGUAUGCAAAGAACUAUUACAAUUGAUGGCCAAAGACCAGACAAACUGGAAACGGGAGUCGACGGGCGAGACGGCCAUACAUUUGGCAAUGAAACGCAAAGAUCUGGAUAUGUUGAGGAUAUUGGUCAACGAGGGCGGCAAUGUUGACGCCAAAAAUGCCGACGGCCAGACAGCUCUACAUAUGGCCGCCAUUAACGGUGAAGAACCGUUUAUUAAAUUUCUGCAUCAAGUAGGAGCCAAUCCUAACAUACAGGACCUACUCGAGCGGACACCGUUGCAUUUGGCUACCGAAAAUGGUCACAUGAAAACGGUAGAUUUUUUGACCGAAAAAUUUAAGGCAUCGGUACAUCAAAGGACAAAGGAUGGCAGUACAUUAAUGCAUUUGGCGUCGGCUGCCGGCCAUCCGGGAACUGCACUGGUAUUCAUGAAAAAGGGUGUCGCUCUGCAUAUGCCUAAUAAGGCCGGUGCCAAACCAAUACAUAUGGCGGCCAGUCGUGGACACGUAGAGGUUGUCAAGUCGAUUGUCGGUAAAGGCGAAAGUGUCGACGCAAAAACAAAUGAAGGCUUUACCGCUUUGCAUAUAGCGGUACAAUCGGGCCACGAAAAAGUGGUCGAAGCACUGCUGGGAAUGGGUGCCGCUGUCCAGUUGACGGCCGGUAAAAACGGUGAAACACCGUUGCAUACGGCCUCGCGUAUUGAAAACGGUAUCAAAUGUGUGGAAAUGCUUAUCAAAAGCGGCGCCCAGAUUAACGCCGUCGAAGAUACCGGUGAAACACCCUUACAUUUUGCCGCCCGCAACGGUUUCAUCGAAACGGCCAGACUAUUGCUUGAAGACAAAGCCAACUCGGGUUUGCAAAACCUGUUGGGCGAAAAUGCGCUGCACGUGGCCAUCAAGGGUUGCCACUAUCCGAUCGUCCAGUCGAUGGUCCAGUACACCAUCGAUACGUUUAGCAAGGAUGAGGCCAAACGGCUGGUUAAUCAAUCAAAUAAACAAGGUGAAAGUUCGGUUCACUAUACGGCCUCAUUGUUGGCCAAAAAUGCCCACUACGUCAACGAGGACAGGGAUCUAAUGAGAUUGUUGCUGCAAACCGGCGGCAAUCCAAUGGCAGAAACAUCUGAAAAAGGAGAAAAUCCUGUCCACUGGUGCUCUAAAUCGGGAAAUACUAAUACAUUGCAAGAAAUUUUAAGUCUAUUACAGCCAAUGGACGCACAGAUAGCCUGCAAUAAACAAGCAAAAAAUGGUUGGCCACCCCUGUUCUACGCGUGCUCUCAGGGACAUGCCGAUAUUAUCAGGAUGCUGCUCAACCAAAACGCCCGGGUAGACGUAUUUGAUGAGAGAGGUCAAGCCGCACUACACAUUGCCGCCGAACUUGGCCACGAGGAAGUAGUGGACAUACUGUUGGCCAGCAAUGCAUUUGUUAACGUACGCAACAAACACGGUAUGACACCGUUGCAUUUGGCCGCCCGAAAAGGUUUCAACUCCAUAGUCAAACAGCUGGUCCUCGAGCACAGUGCCCUACUCGAUGCCUUUACGCUGACCAAACAAACGCCGUUACAUUUGGCCGCCGAAAGCGGACAGUUGGAAGUGUGCAAUACAUUGCUGACAAUGAAAGCCGAUGUCAACGCCACUGAUAAUCACUCGCAAACACCGUUACAUUUGGCCGCCGAACACGACCACUCGGAUGUACUGAAAUUGUUUCUCAAACAUAAUCCCGAACGGCUAUCGGUGCCGAACAAAAACGGCUAUACCUGUGCCCAUAUAGCCGCUGCUAAGGGUUCGGUAGCCGUUAUCAAGGAACUGAUGCGACUCAACCAGGAUUCGGUUAUCAAUGCAAGAAUUUCGAAAACAAAGUCGACAACAUUGCAUUUGGCUGCCGAGGGCGGACACGUAGAAGUGGUACGGGUGCUGCUACAGGCCGGUGCCAAAGCUACCGAUGAGAAUGCCGAAGGUUAUACAGCCUUGCAUUUAGCGGCCAAAAAUGGUCACAUCAAAGUGCUUAGUGCACUCAAGGAACAGUCGACAGCCCACUGGAAAGUGUGCAGCCGUAGGAUUGGUUUGACUGCACUUCACGUAGCGGCCGCUUUUGGACAGGCAGAUUUUGUCGGCGAAAUGCUGACCCAGGUGCCGGCAACCAUCAAAAGUGAACGGCCACUAAUUGAUCCCAGCGGUGAUUACGGCAUUACACCAUUACAUUUGGCCUCGCAGUCGGGCCACGAAGGAGUGGUACGGCUAUUGCUCAACAGUCAAGGUGUUACCGUUGAUACGCCUACCGAAGUUGUGGGAACAAUACCUAUGCAUUUGGCUGCACAGGGUGGCCACUUGUUGGUGGCCGGACUACUGAUUAGCCGUACAACCGAACAACUAUAUCGGGCCGAUAAAUACGGUCGAACACCAUUGCAUUUGGCUGCUUCAUAUGGACAUCGCGAUAUGGUUAACCUGUUACUGGGACAGGGAGCCCAGAUUAAUACACAAGAUAAUAGAGGAUGGUCACCAUUACACUACGCCAGCCGACACGGCUUUCUGGAAGUCGUUCAGCUGCUUAUGGACAGCGGUGCCGAUCCGACACUGCGGGCCAAAGACGGCCGGGUGCCGCUGUGCUGUGCUGCCGGUGCCGGACAUUUUCAAGUACUCAGCUAUCUGUUCAAGAAAGAGCAUAACGCCCUGAGUCUUAUGGAAGACAAAUCGUUUCUAUUGGAUCUGAUGGUCUGUUCGAAACAACACGAAAACAAACCCAUCCAAGAGUUUAUACUGGUAUCGCCGGCACCCAUCGAUACCGCUGUCAAACUGGCCAAAUGCUACGAAAAUCUAUCGCAAAAAGAAAAAGAUCGUACCCGCGAUCUUGAGGCUGCCUGCGAAUACUGUGACCAGAUUGCCACGGAUCUGCUAUCGAUAGCCGCAACCACCAACAAUGCUGGCCGAUUGUUGCGAUCAGUUGACCAUAAAGGUACCGAAUUUCUGGACGUCCUUAUUGAACUUGAACGCAAAGAUGUCGUCUCCCAGCACGCUGUCCAACAAUAUCUGACCAACGUAUGGAUCGGUAAUAUGAAAUGGGCAGGGUGGAAAUUUUUGGUACUAUUUUUUUCGUUUCUGGUCUGUCCCCUGAUCUGGAUAAUCGUUUCGUGUCCUAUCGGCAACCGAUUGUCCAACAAACCGAUCAUCAAAUUUAUGCUAUAUCUAGUAUCGCAUAUAUUUUUCAUUGUUAUCCUAACGUUUACAACGGUCAACCCGUGGCUACCGCUGUACAAAAAUACCAGUCAAUGGCCACAUUGGCACGAAUGGUUGCUGGCCACUUUUGUUCUCGGCGUUUUUCUGGCCGAAAUUACCAAUCCGGCCGAUCGGGAUGGUCUCGGAGGUAUCAAAGUAGUCGUAGUAUUUGUCUGUUUUAUUGCCGUUAUUGUCCAUUUUGCGGCCAUCGUAUCGACGCUGUUCCAGUUGUUUGAUGAAGAACAACGACUGGUGAUGUUAUACUGUCGUAAUCAGUUGCUGGCGGUGGCACUCCUUCUAUCAUUCCUCGAGUUUUUGAAUUUCCUAACAUUUCAUCAUCUGUUCGGGCCGUGGGCUGUCAUCAUCCGGGAUCUGAUCAAAGAUCUGCUAAGAUUUUUGGCCAUUUUGGGCAUAUUUAUGGUCGGUUUUUCCCUACAUGUCUGUGCCAUCUAUCAGCCAGUAUUCCAACCGCCCGACACUAUCAACGGUACGCUGCCGUCGGUUGGCCAAGAAUUUCAGUCACCGCUGGAUACGUUUGAAAUGCUAUUCUAUGCCCUGUUCGGACUGGUCGAACCCGACUAUAUGCCGCCCAUGCACCUGUCGCCGCCGAUUGCCAAAAUUAUUAUGAAACUAGUAUUCGGUAUCUAUAUGAUGGUCACGGUAGUCGUAUUGAUAAAUUUGUUGAUUGCUAUGAUGUCCAAUACCUAUCAGCGCAUACAGGCCCAGUCGGAUACUGAGUGGAAGUUCGGUAGGGCUAAGCUGAUCCGUAAUAUGAACCUAACAUCGCCGACACCGUCGCCGAUCAACGUAUUCAUCGGUAUACCGUAUAUGAUCUACCAGAAGAUGGAACGGUUGAGGAAUGAACGUAAAGGACGGGUCGGUUUGGCUACGGCAGCGCUGGCUCAUCGGCCCAGUGUUGUCGCUACCAAGCAAUGGCUGGUCGGCCAGCGUCGGGCAUCCCGGGCGACCAGUCAUAUGUCACGUACGUUGGGGCCGUCGAUGACCGAAGAGGGUGAAGCACCGAAACCCAUAACCGAAGUUAUCAAUUGGCCGUCGAUUGUCAAAAAGUAUUUGGAGUUUAUCGGUGCUAUCGGUGUCGGCGGCGAAGAAACUGAAGACAAAGACAACGAAAACAACGAGAAUGAGGACAACAAAAGUGAAAGCAAUGUUUGA
This is a messenger RNA of Oppia nitens, 6231 nucleotides long. RefSeq lists its product as uncharacterized. Gene Ontology annotation, cellular component: membrane; glycosylphosphatidylinositol-N-acetylglucosaminyltransferase (GPI-GnT) complex. Gene Ontology annotation, biological process: GPI anchor biosynthetic process; calcium ion transmembrane transport. The record is from RefSeq and is a predicted model, not a curated record. Gene Ontology annotation, molecular function: protein binding; calcium channel activity. The transcript has 22 exons. NCBI's taxonomy places the organism in Eukaryota, Metazoa, Arthropoda, Arachnida, Sarcoptiformes, Oppiidae. Bases 1 to 6231 code for a protein of 2076 amino acids.